CAGCGAGCAUGCCCCAUUAGUCCGAGUUAAACUCCCCAUGCAAGCGACCAAAGGGGCAACACUGCACCCCAAGUGUCGCCUUCUCCCUGCCGGCUGCCUCUCUCUUUCCUUUCGCCUCGCUAGUCGCCGCCCCUAAAGCUCGCUGCGGGACUUCCCUUCCCCUCUCCAAUACCUCCUUCUCAGGCUGCUGAGACUGAGAGGCAAUGGUCGUCCCGUGCCACCGGCGCCGCCGCCUCUCCGCCGUCUUUGCCUUUUUCGUCCUGGCUGCCGCACUCGGUAGUGCUUUGGCUGGAAUUCUUGAGGAAGCUGGAGAGGCUCGGCUGCGGCCUUGGAACAGGGAGCUAAUCUCGGUGGCUCGCCGGAGAUUACUCGUCGGCCCCGGCUCGUGGCCGCCGACCUGCAGGGCUCGGUGCGGCCGCUGCCGCCCCUGCGUGCCGGUUCACGUCGCCAUCCAGCCCGGCCGCAACGUGCUGCUCGAGUACUACCCCGAGGCGUGGCGAUGCAAAUGCGGCAACAAACUCUUCAUGCCAUGAGAAGAAACCAACAGCAACGGAAGACCAUUUUUCGGGUAGCAAGAAGAUUGAACAAGCUGCUACAGCAGCAGCUCCUUUGUAAACAUUAUUUGUACAAAAGAUUUCUACGCAACCGCUAAAUUAUCUACUUAA
Molecule: messenger RNA, 665 nt
Organism: Zingiber officinale
Lineage: Eukaryota; Viridiplantae; Streptophyta; Magnoliopsida; Zingiberales; Zingiberaceae
Product: EPIDERMAL PATTERNING FACTOR-like protein 5
Exons: 2
Coding region: 204-533 (109 amino acids)
Biological process (GO): guard cell differentiation; stomatal complex development
Source: RefSeq, a predicted model, not a curated record